UUUUAAGAACUUCGCUACCACAUAGAAAUCAUAUUAUAUCAAUGAGUGCUUGAAAUACACGUAAAAAUAUGGAACAGCUGAUUCCAAUAAUUAACAAGUUACAAGAUGUUUUCAACACGGUCGGCUCUGAAGCAAUUCAAUUACCACAAAUUGUUGUGGUUGGUUCCCAGAGUAGUGGAAAAAGUUCAGUAUUAGAAAACAUUGUGGGGCGUGACUUUUUACCAAGAGGAUCUGGUAUAGUUACACGUAGACCUCUAAUUUUACAACUUAUCCAUGCACCAGUAUCAAAAAUUGAUAUUCAAGAUGAUAAUGGUGAAAAACCUGAAGAUUUUUAUGAUUUAGAAGAAGAAAAUAUUGUCAAAGAUUCUGAAGAUGAUCUCGAGGAGGAAACUGAGUUUGAUGUAAAUGAACCGAAGGAGAAGAUUGUUCAGGAGUUAGAAGAGCCACAUGAAUGGGGCAAGUUUUUGCAUACUCGAGAAAAGAAAUAUUACAACUUCAACACAAUUCGUCAGGAAAUAAUGAAUGAAACCGAACGAAUAGCUGGUGGUAAUAAAGGUAUAAGCGACCAACCAAUUAAUCUGAAGAUAUACUCGCCAAAUGUUGUUAACCUUACACUUGUGGAUUUACCUGGAAUGACAAAGGUGCCAGUUGGUGAUCAGCCACUAGAUAUUGAAGUCCAAAUACGAACACUUAUACUUAAAUACAUACAAAAUCCCAAUGCACUUAUUCUUGCUGUUACAGCUGCUAAUACUGAUCUUGCUACAUCCGAAGCUAUCAAGAUAGCAAAAGAGGUUGACCCUGAUGGUAACAGAACCCUAGCUGUUGUAACAAAAUUGGAUUUGAUGGAUCAUGGUACUGAUGCUAUUGAUAUUUUGCAUGGAAGAGUUAUUCCUGUGAAACUUGGUAUCAUCGGUACUGUCAACCGAAGUCAAUUAGAUAUCAAUAACAAGAAAAGUAUAAAAGAUGCAUUAAAUGAUGAGGCAGCAUACUUUCAGAAACAUUACCCAAUGCUGGCUAGUCGAAAUGGAACAAAAUAUUUGACAAGAACAUUAAAUAAGCUUCUCUUGUAUCAUAUUCGAAACUGCCUUCCUGAUCUCAAAGCUCGCGUAAAUGUCAUGGUAUCACAGUAUCAACAGUUACUUAAUUCUUACGGUGAACCUGUCAUAGACAAGAGUUCGACUCUGUUGCAACUCAUCACAAAAUUCACUUCGACAUAUUGUGAAACUAUUGAAGGGACGUCUAGAAAUAUUGCUACCACUGAGCUGUGCGGAGGAGCAAGAAUUUGUUACAUUUUUCAUGAAAUAUUUGGUAAAACCUUACAAAACUUUGAUGCAUUGAGUGGGCUGACAACAAAAGAUAUAUUAACAGCAAUACGUAAUGCUACGGGUCCCAGGCCUGCGUUGUUCGUUCCUGAGAUCUCCUUCGAACUACUUGUGAAACGUCAAAUUCAAAAAUUGGAGGAACCAAGUUUGCGCUGUGUUGAAAUGGUGCAUGAAGAAAUGCAACGAAUCAUUCAACACAGCCUUCAACAGAUUAUGGAAAUUCGACGCUUUCCGAAACUGCAAGAUCAAAUAGUGGAUGUGGUGGGAACUUUACUGCAAGCUAGAUUGCAACCAACUAACCAAAUGGUUGAAAAUCUUGUACACAUCGAGUUAUCAUACAUAAAUACAAAUCACCCAGAUUUUAGUGAUGGAGCGUCUGUGGUUUCUUCCAUGCUUGCUGCAAACGAUAUGAGAAGAAGAAAAGAAAAAGCUGCUCUUGCACAGCUUCAAAAAGAAGAGGGUGCAUCCAGUCGUAGCCCUCCUGUUGAACCCAGUGAACCUGUAGUGGAAACACAUCAAAAUCGAUCCAUGAUGUCAUGGAUGUUGCGACCCAACAGAAAUGACGCCCCUGUUAUGGAAGCUACUCAUGAGUUAAAGCUUGUAGAUCUGAAUCAACCACGGAAUCGCGAACUUACAGAUAGAGAACAGUUAGACUCGGAGUUAAUACAGCGACUUAUUAGGUCAUACUUCAAUAUUAUUAGGAAGAAUAUCCAAGACAGUGUUCCAAAGGCCGUUAUGUGUUUCUUAGUAAACUAUGUUAAAACAAAAAUACAAAGUGAUCUAGUGGAACAAUUAUACAAGAAUGAGCUACUGAAUAAUUUGUUGAGUGAAUCCGAGCAAGUACAUCUAAGAAGAAAGGAAGCAUCAGAAAUGCUACAGGCGCUGCAACGAGCUGCACACAUUAUUGCAGAGAUCCGUGAUUCACAUGUGUUAUGAUCACGUGGAAGAUUUUGGAAACGACCGAAGUUGAAUAAAAAGUGACUGAAUGGAUGUUUACUCCGAUUAAAUGAAUAGAUAGAAGUAUAUAAAAUAUAGCACUGACAAAACUGUUUUGUUUCAUGAUAUAUACCUCUUUUCACUUUACAGAUUUGUUAGAGUUUGGAAUAUUUUAGUUUCCAGUGUCAAAACAGACGUGUAUUAAAUCAAAAUUGUGGCGCUUUCGGUUUCGUUUUCUUCAGAACGUUAUUGCUACAAAAUAUAGAAUUGAUAAAACUUAAGUAUGUAAAAGUUUAUUGUAGUAUGAAUAAAAGACUAUUUUAUACGUAGUAAAUACAAAAUUGUCAUGUUUAUUUAUUAAAAAAAUUUUUUUUUAA
Messenger RNA from Hydractinia symbiolongicarpus, 2635 nucleotides. RefSeq names its product dynamin-1-like protein. NCBI's taxonomy places the organism in Eukaryota, Metazoa, Cnidaria, Hydrozoa, Anthoathecata, Hydractiniidae. The record is from RefSeq and is a predicted model, not a curated record. Gene Ontology annotation, cellular component: membrane; microtubule; mitochondrion. Gene Ontology annotation, molecular function: GTP binding; microtubule binding; GTPase activity. The coding region runs from base 69 to 2258 and encodes 729 amino acids. Gene Ontology annotation, biological process: mitochondrial fission. The transcript is spliced from 24 exons.